CCAAUGUGUGUUAAUCUCAAAACUCUGUAAAACUUGUUCGAUGGAAAUAAGGAAGCGGAAGAAGGCCGGCGGCGAUGGCGACGGUGGCGCGUCGGCUAACGGCGGUGGUGAUCCCGAUUCGUUUAGUGUUUUAUCAAGAUCUCCGAGGAGGAUAUUCUUGUUCUGCCUGGCGUUUCGUGUGGUAAAUGCAUUGUUGAUUCAGACGUAUUUCAAUCCUGACGAACAUUGGCAAUCACUUGAAGUAGCUCACCGCACCGUCUUUGGGUAUGGUUAUUUGACAUGGGAGUGGAAGAGAGGAAUAAGAAGCUAUUUUCAUCCAAUGGUGUUCGCAUUCUUGUAUAAAUUUCUCCAAGUUACUGGCCUUGAUACUCCCUACAUAAUGAUCAAAGCCCCACGUCUUAUGCAAUCCAUAUUUUCAGCUAUUGGUGAUCUCUAUUUGUAUAAACUCUCAGAUGCUUUAUAUGGAGGAAAUGUUGCAAGCUGGUCUCUCUUUUGUCAAAUGUCAAACUGGUUCAUUUUCUUCUGUUUGAACCGUACCUUUUCAAACUGCUUGGAGACUGUUCUUACAAUCAUGGGGCUGUACUACUGGCCUUGUAUUAGAGAUUCUUCAACAGACUAUCCCGUGAAUCGGAAGUGGGGUUUGGUUAUAGCGGCCCUUGCAUGUGCCAUAAGGCCUACAAGUGCAAUCAUAUGGUUAUACGUUGGGAUGCUCGAGCUAUUUUUGACACGUAAUAAGGUCAAAUUCAUUAUGCUAGAGGUGAUCCCGAUUGGAUCUUUGGUCCUCGGUUUCACUUGUUUGUUGGACCGUCUGAUGUACGGCUCGUGGGUCAUUGUGCCUCUCAAUUUUCUGAAGUUUAAUUUUCUUUCAUCUGGUGGAGACUAUUAUGGAACUCACCCAUGGCACUGGUACUUCACCCAGGGAUUUCUUGUCAUGCUUUUCACUUUUACACCAUUCUCCAUUACUGGAAUUUUCAAUUCUAAGAAUCAGAAGCUUUCAGUUCUUAUUCUAUGGGUCUUAGCAAUAUACAGCGUACUCGGCCACAAGGAAUUCAGGUUUGUCCUGCCUGUGCUGCCCAUAGCUUUGAUAUUCUCUGGGUAUGCAUUUGCUCAAAUGGAAGUAUCUGGUUCAUCAUCAACAUCAGUCACUAAAAAGAAGCAAGUCCCUCGACAGAACCAUGCCAAGUGGUCUCCUAAAUUAAGACUUUCAGUCGUUUUUUUGCUUGCUACCAAUAUCCCAAUGGCACUAUACAUGAGUUUAUUCCAUCAGAGAGGAACCGAGGAUGCGAUGAACUACUUAUCGGAUGAAGCAUACAAAGGGAGAGUAAAGAGCAUUCUCUUUCUCAUGCCGUGCCAUUCUACUCCGUACUAUUCCACUCUCCAUCGUAACAUUCCAAUGCAAUUUCUCGACUGCACGCCAAGUGAAGAGAAGGGACAACUUGAUGAGUCAGACCGGUUCUUAGUAAACCCUUUAGGUUUUGCAUCAGAGUUAGCUAGAAACUGGUCAGAGCCGCCUAGUCACAUUGUAUUGUUUGCACCAGAAGAAACAAAACUCAGAGAUUUCAUGAUCCAACAUUCCUUUAAAGAGGCAAAGAAGAAUCUUUUGGACCAGAACAGCUCCGGCUCCCUUCUUGUUUCUACAUCAUCCAUGGCUUCAAGUGAUGUGUUACCUCGUUUCUUCAGUGUUUUUCUUUCCCAGUACAACUCCAACUCCUUUCUGAUACCAAGAUCUUACUACGACCACUUACCACGUCGAUUGCCCAAGACUGUGAUUCUCAUGGGAAAUGGUGGAAGGACUUGGAAAGUAGCAAUGAAGAGCAAGCGUAUUCUUCCAAUUCCGGCGGAGAGCUUUAAGGUAGGAUUCAUCGGAGCUGGUAAAAUGGCGGAGAGUAUAGCUAGAGGUGUGGUUGCUUCCGGUGUGCUUCCUCCAAAUCGUAUCUCCACCGCCGUUCACUCAAAUCUCAAUCGCCGUGAUGUUUUCGAAUCCUUCGGCGUCAAUGUCUUCUCCACUAGCGAAGAGGUUGUUAAAGAAAGCGAUGUUGUCAUAUUCUCUGUCAAACCACAAGUUGUUAAGAAGGCUGUCACGGAAUUAAGAUCGAAGCUUUCAAAGAGUAAGAUUCUGGUUUCGGUUGCAGCUGGAAUCAAGUUGACAGAUCUUCAGGAAUGGUCUGGUCAAGAUCGAUUUAUAAGGGUGAUGCCUAAUACACCUGCCGCAGUUGGUGAGGCAGCUUCAGUUAUGAGCCUUGGCACAGGAGCAACGGAAGAGGAUGGAGCAAUUGUUGCUAAGUUGUUUGGCGCGGUGGGGAAGAUAUUGAAAGCUGAUGAGAAAAUGUUUGAUGCUGUCACUGGUCUCAGCGGAAGUGGACCAGCAUACAUAUUCUUAGCCAUUGAAGCUUUAGCUGAUGGAGGAGUAGCUGCUGGUUUACCCCGAGAGCUCGCAUUGAGUUUAGCUUCACAAACCGUUCUUGGAGCUGCAACAAUGGUUAGCAAAACUGGGAAGCAUCCAGGUGUGUUGAAAGAUGAUGUUACUUCACCUGGCGGCACUACAAUAGCUGGAGUUCAUGAACUAGAGAAAGGCUCUUUCCGGGCAACACUUAUGAAUGCAGUUGUUGCUGCAGCUAAACGAAGCCGCGAGCUCUCUCAGAGCUAAAUGAUAUAUAUGGUGUUGCUGCUAUUGUUUCACCUCACAGAUUCAUCAAAAUAAGGAUUAUGGCAUUCCUUGUUUUUAGCUGAGAGUUUUAUCCCACUGGCCACUUGUCUUCGAUGGUAGAGGUGAAGAUUAUUUAUCUACACUAUGAUGUAUUGGUUCAGAACUUGGAUACUUUUUUAUAAUUGUUGAUCUAAUAAAAGCCACUUCAAUUU
Messenger RNA from Arabidopsis arenosa, 2859 nucleotides. Lineage: Eukaryota; Viridiplantae; Streptophyta; Magnoliopsida; Brassicales; Brassicaceae. The record is from the annotation of a GenBank genome assembly.